Molecule: messenger RNA, 1017 nt
Organism: Monosiga brevicollis MX1
Lineage: Eukaryota; Choanoflagellata; Craspedida; Salpingoecidae
Exons: 2
Coding region: 1-1017 (338 amino acids)
Source: RefSeq, a predicted model, not a curated record
AUGACGCGGCAUGCGGGCAUCGCCUGGUGCCAGCGCUCACUGUGGGGAGGCCUUUCAUGGGGGGUUUUGCUCUUGGUGCUGCUCAACGUCUCGAUCAACGCGCGCUCGAUCUCAACGUCCUGGCGCAACCGUGUAGCCGAGUCGAGAAUGCGUGCCCGAGCAGAGACUUGGAGACAUUGCUCACGGGAUGAGAUGGCCGUCCCGUUUCGCCGCAAUCUUCACUACACCUACAUUGACAUUUGCGUGCCCCCGGGAGCCAAUAGCACCGCGUUCGGGUCGUGGCAUGUCUUCAAGGCCGGUGGUAGCACGGCGAGCCAGAUGAUCACCCGGGCCUGCGACUGCAUCAACGGUACCCUCCUGGAGAGCUUUCGAUAUCGGAGUCUAGAAGAAAUGGAAGAAAGACUUGGGCACCAUCCCGUGGAGUUCUUUGCCGCGAUUCGAGAUCCCGUGGCGCGAUUUUUAUCGGCGUAUGGUGAAGCCUUUCGCAGAGGGUCGUUCACCAAGAUCCGAAGCGUACGGAGGCUUUUGGCCAAGGGAGAGACCCCACGGAACAAGAUUGUUCUGUUGGAGAAGAUUCUAGACCUGUUCUCAACGGCCGAGCAACUCGCGGCGGUGAACGAUCACUUUCUUCCAACCGUUGAGUUUCUGUCAUUUGCACAGCCACGGCAGCCACCGCCUCCUUCGUUGCGCUUUGCGCUCGACUUGACCAAGCCCAAUGCCACCCUGAAGCUGUGGGACUUUCUCUCGGCGCGGUAUGACCUGAAUCGUUCGGGCACGUGUGCGACGCCAAGUCCGGCCGAGUUGCACGACCGGCAUCGCGACGAGAGCUAUUUGACGGCAUGUUAUCCCAGUGAUCGCGGCGCGUGCAUCGCUGAAGAGUUUCAGAAGUUUGCGCCACUCUUUAUUAUCCGGGUCGCCGAGCUACCGGAGCGGCUCGUCGGGCGCAUUCGGACCAUCUACGCCAAAGAUGAGAGCUGUUACCAAGAAAGCGAGCUGAUUGCUCGGAGUCUUGUCUAG